AUGAAUGAAUUUUGCUUGGUAAACAACAUACUAAUAAAAAAUGUUAUAGCUCGAAGAUAUACAAAAUGUAUUUAUAAGAAUAGUAAUGAGAAUAAUAAUAGCAUUAUAUUAUACUUUUACAAGUUGUGUAAAAAAUACAAAGAGUUAAUUAAUUAUGAAUAUUUACAAUACCCUAAAAAAAAGUUACAUAUAUCAUAUACAAAUGAUAAAGAUAAAAAAAUAAACAACAUAAAAAAUAGGAUAAUUAAAAGAAAAGUAAUUUGUAAUUUUCGUCUUUUAAUUUUUUUAUUGUUUGUUUUGAUAUUAGUUUAUUUUGGAUUAAUUAAUUUAUUUAUUUAUGAUAAUAAUAAUAAUAUAGAAUGCAAAAUACAGUUUACUGAAUGCCCUAUAAUUUUGCAUGAACAUGUUAAUAAUUUUUUAAAAAGCUAUAAAAUAAAUAAUUUAAAAAAAGAACAAAUUGCAGCUAUUUAUAAAUUUAUGAAUAAUAAAAACAGUGAAAAUGGAGAAAACAUAAUAGGGUCAUAUUUAGACAAUGAAAAAAAAGACGAAAUAAGUGGUGGUAUAAAUAAUAAAAGACGUAAAAAGUUUUAUAAAAUAUUAAAUGAUGAAAAAAUAAACUGUAAAAAUUGUAACAUAGUUUUUAAAAUUUUGAAAAAUAAUGAAACAAUAGAAGAUAUAUUAAAUUUUGAAGAAAACAAUAAAUGUAUGCAAACGAUGGAUAUCAAUUCAUGUGUUAAUGUUAAAAAUGGGGUUAUAAAAAAUAAAAAAAUACAUAUAUAUAAAAAAUACACAGGGCCAAUUAGGGAUAGUAACUAUUUUGAAAAAAUAAUCAAGCAUAAAAAAAUAUUUUCUAAUGAGCACAACUACAGCUCAUAUAUGGACGAAAAAAUUAUAAUAGGAGAUAAUAUAAAAUAUAUCUAUCCAUUUAUGAAUGAUUAUGUGUUAAAUUUGGAUUGGUUUAAAUUUUAUGACGAAAAUGGAAAAGAGAUUCCAGUGAAUACUGGUCAGUUAGAAAAGUUGAAUUUUGUGGAGGUGAAUGGGACAGAUUUAUGUCGCUCAUUCUACAAACAAAAAUAUAGGGAUAGCACUUUUUUUUGGAUGUGUUCUGAUUUUUACAAAAAUCGAAAAAGUUCAGAAGAAUACAUGAUAUCUAAAAUGAUUGAAGAAAUAUUAAAUUUUAAAGAAUCUGGAUAUUCUCAAAAAAACAAACAUAUAAUAGAAAUGUCAAAAUUUAGCCCAACAAAAAGUACAUAUAAACAUUUUGGUUAUAUUUCUACAGAUAUAAAACUUCCUAUAAAUAUAGGAAUUUAUAAUCGUUUUAAAUUAAUAGAAGCCGAUUUUUUAAUUAAUGAAAUGAUAGAUGAUAUAUAUCGAGCUCUUUUUUCCAUUAAUAAUAAGGAGUUAGAGAUUCGAGAAAAAAAUAAAAGUAUAUUUCAAUCCGAAGUAAAUGUAUUGCACACACACAUUUGUGAACACAAACUCGCAUUUUUUGGCCACAAAUAUGUUGAUGUGGAUAGUAAAGAAAAAGCUGAAGAAAAUAAAGUGGAAAUAGACAAGGAAAAUGUUGAAAAUAUAAUAGAUAAGGAAAAUUGUGAAAUAACUAUUUAUGAAAAAUGUAAUAAUAAAAAAGGUAAACCAUGUAUAUGCAGAAAAUUAUGGAGAAAGUUUGGAAACUGGUUAAGAGGGUGUUAUAAUAAAAUUAUUAAAAGUUGUAUAUCCAAAAAUAUAGAGAUAAAAAAAAAGGAUGUUAUAAAUUUACCCGAUAAAAAAGAAGGGACAUAUGUAUUAAUAGAAGAAAUUGAAAAUGAAAAAAAAAAUAUUGAUGGAAAAAAUGGAGAAAAAAUAAAUGAGGAGCAUAUUAAAGAAUUAGUUAUUAUAUCAUCAUCUAUAUUUUUCGGAAAAAUGAAAAUAUUAUUAAAAAUAUCUAUAGUCAUUUUAAUAAUUUUAUUUUUGAUUACAAUUUUUUUAAUUAUUUUUUAUAUUUAUUUAAUUAAUAAUAAAGAUGUGUCCAUGAUUAAUAUUCAAGAUAAUUUAUUUGAAAAUAUUCCGAGAUAUUUAAAAUGUGGAUCAAAAAAUAUUGCCAAUGCAUCUAUUUCUGAUGCUGAGAAAAAAAUUUUUAUUAGUGGAAAGCAUAGAAGCUAUCCAUUUUAA
Molecule: messenger RNA, 2151 nt
Organism: Plasmodium berghei ANKA
Lineage: Eukaryota; Apicomplexa; Aconoidasida; Haemosporida; Plasmodiidae
Product: conserved Plasmodium protein, unknown function
Exons: 4
Coding region: 1-2151 (716 amino acids)
Source: RefSeq, a predicted model, not a curated record